AUGGAGCAAACUACCAGAAAGUUGCAGAUGCUGAUAUUGAAGACCGUUCGCAUUUGGUGUAUCAACCAUCAGCCAAAUCCAAUGUUCGAUAUUGAGAACAAGGGGUUAGGCGAUGUUGUUGAAAUAGCCAUCCCUCUUCAAAUCCCUAGCGAACCACAUAUCCCAGUCAAUCGAAUUGCUCACUCAGAAGGAGCCAUUCUGGUAGAUCUUGCUGUCUACGAGGAAGGUAUUUCCAGAGUCCGCCAUGCCUACGGGCCCAUUGACUUCGAUCCACUCAGCGACCGUGAUCCUAUUAUUAUGGCUCAAGAUGCGCAGAGUCUCGACUCCAAGAGGGCCCACGGUUACGCACACAUAUUCCGACAACACCAUCUUGUAUACGCAAAGUAUCACUCCCUUGCAGCGAUCCUUGGGUAUAGAAUCAACAGGAUUGUGACAGAUUGGUUUGUUAAUACUUUGGAUGUUCUGGACCGACGCCUUAUAUCCCUCGGAUCCCAGGGCGUCUUUUUUGGAUAG
Molecule: messenger RNA, 513 nt
Organism: Aspergillus ruber CBS 135680
Lineage: Eukaryota; Fungi; Ascomycota; Eurotiomycetes; Eurotiales; Aspergillaceae
Exons: 2
Coding region: 1-513 (170 amino acids)
Source: RefSeq, a predicted model, not a curated record